AUGUCUGUUUAUGAAAAUACUGGUCAAGGUGCACAGUUAAUAGAGAAAAUGAAAGUUCAUGUUAAAGAAAAGCAUCGUUUACUACAAAAAUCAAUUGAAAAAUUAGCAAAUGAUGCCUGUGCUGCUCUAUUUGCUGUCUAUAUAAAACAUUAUCGACGGAUCAAUUUAGCCAAAUCUGAAAUAGCUCGAAUGGAUAAUCGAAAACCACACAGUAAACUUUUGUCCAUUUUCGAAUAUGCCAAUCGUGUUCAAACAUUAUUUGCCAAAACUAGAGGGCAAGGUGGUGAUUGUCAAGAACUUUGCAAUCAUAUCAAAACUAAUUCACUCUUUCUCUUAUUAUCUGUAAAGGAAAAUCAUUUGAUUCCAAUUAUUCAUGAAGAUGUGAAGGAAUCAGGAACAAAUAUUGCACUCAUGGAUAAUGAACAUAAAAUAACAACAUUGAAACUAAAACGACAAGAUUCACGAUGGACAAAAGCAAAACUUAUUUUUCGAAUGCUUCGAAAUACAUUGCAAGCUUGUAUUCAAUUGAAAAAAUUGAUGAUGUCUAAGAAAGAAAUAAACAAUCAAAAACAAGACAAUGAACGUAUUCUUCAUGAAAUUAUCGACGCAUAUGUUUAUGGAGAUUGCUACGAAAACAAUAUGUCGACUAUUGUUGAAGAAAAAAGAUCCACAUCCGAGCAUAUGCUUCAAUGUAUGUCAAAACAAAAUGAACGAGCUAUGACGAGAUUGAUUACAUAUCGAUUUAGUGAAAUAUUUCUUCGGAAAUUAUUCGACGUUCAAGAUAAAAACCGAAUUCGUACUAUUGCUGCUAUUUAUUUGCGAUAUUUGAGACAAACUAAUUUAGAUUGGUUGUAUUUGGAAAAUAUCGAAGCAUCAAAUUCUAUACUGAAAGAAGAAAUCGGUAAUAGCUAUUAUGCGUGUAUCAAACUUGUUCUUUCCUAUUUGUUACAAUCGAAUAAUUCUGAAACAACAAUCUUGGUAUCAUCGAUGUUCAAUCUACUGAAUUUACCCUAUCAAUCAAUGGAUAUUUGUAAUAUGCAUUGUUAUCAAUUUGCUGAAACAUUUUUCACAUCAUUUAUUAGUUUAACAGAAAAAUUCGAUGAUCUUACAGUAUUGAAAACAAAGUUCAUUGAAUAUAAUUGGUUUCGAUUGUUCACUUUAAGACUGUGUGAAAACAUUCAAAUUGAAGAACUGAAUGGGAUGAAAAACGUACUACUACAAGAACAAAGAGAUUUGAUUUUUAAUAGAUUGAUUUUCAAUGAAUUGAAGCAAUUGAAAGAAACCUUUGAUGUUGCAACAGAAAAUCAAGAGCGUGAUACUAAUAAAGAAAAACAUGACUCAUUGAAUAAUGUAUCCCUUGAGUGGUUCAUCAGAAUUGUUACAACGAACGAUGAUGUAUCAAGUAUAUCAAAUUUUCUUUCUUCAAAAUCAAGCAUUGAACUCUAUACUAAUCAAUGGUUGAUCCUUCUUCUUCGAUGCAUUCAUACUUAUCAACACGUCCGAUCUGUCUGUACUACGAUUAAUUAUAUAGAAGAAUUUCUUCACAUCUAUCAUCGUAGUCAAUCUGUCACCAGCACAUCGCUUGUGUUGAAAAUAUUACGCCAUUUAAUUCCAUUAUUAUCUGACAGUACUGAUAAAAUGUCAAGUGUACUUGUAAAAAAUCUUUUAGUCGAAGUUUUCAAUUCAAUUGGUGGAAAAUUUAGUGUACAACGUAUUACACCAGAUAUCAUUACUGAAUUAAUCAAUUUCUAUCGAACGAUCAUGUCAAUUAAAUCUCCAUGGCAAUCGUUAGCCACACAACUUGUUAUUGAUAGUAUUGCUUCGAAUUUCAACAACUUCAAGUCAUUUGAUAAUAUUGAUAAAAGUCAAUUGACUGAUUUCAUUGCAUCAUUAUCUAUACUAGGUGGAUAUAUUGAGCCUUAUUGUCUAGGUUCGAUUGUGAAAAUCUAUGUCGAUAAUGGAAAUCUUAAUGAAUCUUAUUUGGCAUUAAUCACAGAAGUAGAUAUCAAUGGCCGAGAUUUAGGUACACCUGAACAAUCGCCAUACUAUAUUCAAUAUUUUCAAAAAGACAAGGCUGAAUGGGUCUCAGCCGAUAAAUUAAAACUUGAGAUUGAUGUUUCACCACCGAAUCCAUAUUUAUUUCCUCAUGCCGAUGAAACAAUCGAUUUGAUUUUGGAUAAAUUUGCUUCAUUCAUACAACUGGACACUUCAACAUCCAAUUCUAUAGUUAUGUUACAACUGAAACGUCGCUGUAUCGGUGCAUUAUAUCAGUUGUUAAAUGAUAGAAAACUGGUAGAAACAUUUAUGCAAAAACCUUAUGCAUUUCUUCUUGCGAAAUUAGCUGUUCGUAGUUUUCCAUUGCAAACUCGACUUCAGUUGUUUGAUUUACGUCAUUUUAGUAAAGAACAUUUAGAACAAUAUUGUUUAAGUCUAGACAAUUGUGAUCAUUCAAUACAAAUAGAAGAUGAUGAUCAUAAAAAAGAAAAUGUUCAUAAUGAUAUGAAGCAGGACGAUACAGCUGACCUAUCGCCAUUUAAUGUUUGGGAUAAUAUUCCAAUCCAUCGUGAGCCAAAGAUUGUCGAUAAUUUAACUGCAAGUACAUUGAAAUAUAAUGGAUGGAAACCGUAUGCAUCAAAAGUUGAAAUCGAACUAUUUAAACCAGGUCGAAUAGGAAACGAUGACUUAUGUGUUGUUCCGAUGCCCUAUCGAAUUCCUACCACAUCAGUAUUUCAAGAAAGUGGUAAUAAAUAUAAAUUUCUAGGAUGCAUCGAUUCGACUAAUGACAGCAGCGAUGGCAGCUUUCCGACUUACAUUAUUGAUAAUGUGCAAGUGAAUGAAGGAAAAUGGUACUUUUGUGUGAAAUUACCACUCGCAGGACUUGUUCAAAUUGGAUGGGCAACAGCUGGAUUUGUGCCUGAUUCUCGUAAUGGUCUUGGAAUAGGCGAUGAUUCUCAUUCAUGGUCGUACGAUGGAUCACGACACGUUCUCUUCCAUGAUGGUAGUUAUGAGUAUCCUGUUGAUGAUAUUCAUUGGAAAGAAAACGAUGUAUGCGGAUGUGGAAUUGAAAUCGAUGGUGAAAAUACACGAAUCAAAUAUUGGUUGAAUGGACAAUGCUUUGGUACAGCUUUUGCACAUCAAUCAUAUCUCGGAUCAUCACGAUUGAAGUGUGAUAUGAGGCCCAAUGGACCAAAUACUAGCUACUUUCCCGGUGUCUCUAUGCAAUCGCAUAGUUAUUGCUCAAAUCGUUGUGAAUUCAUACUUAGUCCAGAAGAUAUGAUCGAAUGCCCAUUGCCCGACGGUUACAAGCCACUUAUAUUACCAAAAUUAGUCAACACUGAAAAUUCGAUUGUGGCCUAUCCGUUCAGUGCUUAUUUAAUAGGAGAUGAUAUGAAAAAUUAUAUCUAUACGUCAAGAUUGAAUACUUCGACGAUUCGUCUGCGUAACUUUGUCAAUGAAAAUCAUUUAGAAACCUCAUUUAUUCUUGAUGAUCACCAUCUAAUAUUACCAGAAAAUAGUGGCGGUUUAUUGUUUCCGAUCGAUAAUUUAACGUCUCCAUCAACAAUUAGCUUUGAUUUUAAAUUCAUAACUACGGUCAAUAAUGAUUCGAAUAGCAAAGGCAACGUUCAUCUACUAGCAUUGAAUCCAAACGAACCAUUUUCAAUAGACAUACCAACAGUCAGUGAAGCCAAUGAAGAGAUACGAAUAGCAAUCAUAUUCCAUCCGGAAGAACAACAAACAAAACUGUAUGUGAAUGAUAAAUGUCGAAUAUUUUAUGGAGGAUUUAACCAUGAAAAGACAGCUAAUCUGAUUUUACACAUUUUACCCAAUGGUGGCGUUGCAAUUCGAAAUCUUGCAAUAUGGAAAUAUGCUUUAUCCGAAGAACAUAUUCAUCGUCUAUUUACAUAUGGCCUAUCAUAUGUGGCCAGUGAUUAUGAGCAAUUGAAAGAACAUCGAAGGCAAGUCAACGUAUUUACAUUUAGUGAAAACCAACAGAUGUUUGACAAUGAAUUACUUGUACCAUUUAAUCAACCAUUCGAAAAGAGUUUAUGGCAGAAAAAGAAAAAACAAGUCGACAAUGAUGAAUCAAACUAUUUUAAAACAAUUGAUGAAACUAAUCGAUCUGCUGUGCAGUUAUUCGGAAACAAAACUUAUCUUGUUUUAGACAUAUCUACAGAGCAUCAUCUUGAAUUGACAUUUGUACUUGAUAUUUACGUACCGAAUUUUCCAAAGAAUAAUGAGCAACUGAUAUUAGUAAUGUUGAAUCCACAAUUAAGCAUUUACAUAGCACAUGAUGGCCAUCUUUGUCUUUCAUCCGACAAUCAAACCUUGAGCAUGAGUACAUUAAAUUUUCCACUAAACGAAUACGUACGUUUUGUUGUUUCAAUCGAUGAUAAUUAUGGCAAAAUCUAUCUCAAUGGAUCAUUGGCAUUCGAAAAUGAUCAGUUUACCACAAUAACGAAUCCCAUUUACUUGUUUAAAGAAAAGAAUUCAACAACGAAUACAACGGGACAAGAUACAUUGCGAAUUCAGUGCAAACUGAUUGCUUUUCUAAAUCGAACUGUUUCAAUAGAUUAUGUCAUGGAAUCACCGCAACAUGCUCUAGAAUCAUGGCUUGCGCCACCUCUGUCGCUUGUUUUAUCACGUUUAAGUGCUAUUGGAUACAAAGAAACAUGGAUUACAUCGGUUAUCAAACAAUCCGAAACAUUUACAUUGCAAAUGGCUGAUAAGCUCAUUCGUGAACAGAAAGAACAGUUGAUCAAAGACGAUCUGAAGAAUCGGCGAGACCAUUAUAUCAACACUUUAUCACAGUUAGCUCCAUCUAUUGACAAAGAAAAGUUAGAAAAUAAGAUCAUAUUCGUCAAACUCGAAAAUGAAACUGAUUUAUUAGCAGUAGCUGAGUUGGUGUUGGCCAGUUGGAAUGAUAUAAAACUACCAACAAUUUCAACUGAUGACCACGACGAAACAGAAAAUGAAUCGAGAGACACCAAAUGGUUUCAAAAAACUGUACGUGGCUUAUCUACCAAAAAUAGCUUUACAGAAUGGAUUCAACACCAAUCGAUAAAUAAUCAUAACGAUGAACUCGUUUAUCGACUUCUUGAUUUGAAUAAACCAGACCUAGAACAAUCAGUUAUGAUGACAAUGACAGAAAGUUCACGAAAGAUAGUGCAGAAAUCGGUACAAUAUUCACAUCGACAACUUUCACAGAAACAAUAUUUUGAUUUACGAAUUGCUUGUGAACAAGGAUUAAUCUCGAUCUAUGCACGAGAAACAGUUUUCAAUCUUCUCAAAAUUUGGUCGAACAAUGGUCAAAAUUUAUUUUCAAUAGAAAAACUGGGUGAUUCUCAAUUGAUUAUCACUUUACUGCGACUAAUGGAAUAUUAUUACAGUUCAGUAAAUGAUCGAGUAAACUCGAAUAUCGAUACCUUGAAUAUCGUGGCAAAAUCUAUGCUACAAGCUGAAGUGGAUUUAUUACUUAAGCACAUUAGAGGACAUGGUGAAAUGAACGCCCAUUUAUUUCAUAAUAAAGUUCCAUUGCUAUAUCAACUACAAAAAAAUAUUAUAGGACAAUUGAUUCUUUUUCUGGUUCAACCAUCAUUAUUAACAAAAGACUAUAACGAGCAAACAACUAAUAUGGAUGAGCAAAUGAUAAUUAAUCAACCUAAUUUGACAUUUAUUUUCACAAUAAUAGAAAUAUUUGCAGAAUUACUAUCAAAUAAAUCAGCAAUGAAUCAACACGAAAUUGAUUUGAUUCUUCCAUUUCUAUUUCCAGAAAUGCUAAUCAAUCUUAUUUUUGAUCUAUUUCUCGUAGUUCCAAUGCAUGAACCAAAAAUUUUCAUCCUUCAUUUAUUUACAAUGUAA
Messenger RNA from Rotaria sp. Silwood1, 5859 nucleotides. Lineage: Eukaryota; Metazoa; Rotifera; Eurotatoria; Philodinida; Philodinidae. The record is from the annotation of a GenBank genome assembly.